Molecule: messenger RNA, 1408 nt
Organism: Zingiber officinale
Lineage: Eukaryota; Viridiplantae; Streptophyta; Magnoliopsida; Zingiberales; Zingiberaceae
Product: peptidyl-prolyl cis-trans isomerase PASTICCINO1-like
Exons: 10
Coding region: 1-1197 (398 amino acids)
Molecular function (GO): protein binding; peptidyl-prolyl cis-trans isomerase activity
Source: RefSeq, a predicted model, not a curated record
AUGAUCGCCGGUGGGCCGACCGACGGUGAUUCAAAUCGAGCUAGGAAGUUGCACGCGUGGUGGCUAGAAAUACAUUUUGUUGGAUGCAGCAAGGAGAAGGCCGAUGAUCCUGAGAUUAGCUUCAAUCCCCGAGACUUAGAGGAAGUGGAGAUCCCUCAUGACGACGCCUUGAUCAUCCAGGCGGUAAUCGCUAACUAUACCAUCCACCGAACUUUUGUUGAUACAGAAACUAACAAUGCUGAUUCAGUGUUUACUUCAGUUUUUGAACUGAUAUCUUUUACUAAAAUCUUAUACUCUCUUCAGGUGCCUGAGGGACUUGAAAUGUGUGUUCGACUUAUGCUUCCUGGAGAGAUAGCACUGGUCACUAGUCCUCCUGAUUAUGCAUAUGAUAAAUUUUCAAGGCCUGCUAAUGUUCCUGAAGGAGCUCAUGUCCAGUGGGAAAUCGAGUUGCUUGGCUUUGAGAUGCCCAAGGAUUGGACUGGAUUGACAUUUCAAGAAAUUAUGGAUGAGGCAGAAAACAUCAAAAACACGGGAAAUAGGUUAUUCAAAGAAGGGAAGUAUGAACUUGCUAAAGCAAAGUAUGAGAAGGUGCUUCGGGAGUAUAAUCAUGUAAAUCCUCAAGAUGAUGAGGAAGGGAAAAUCUUUUUGAAUUCAAGAAACACAUUACAAUUGAAUGUUGCAGCCUGUUAUCAGAAAAUGGAUGAACACAGAAAAUCUAUUGAGACUUGCAAUAAGGUGUUAGAUGCUGGCCCUGCACAUGUCAAGGCCUUGUAUCGACGUGGCAUGGCAUACAUGUUGCUUGGAGAUUUUGUAGAAGCAAAGAAAGAUUUUGAAAUGAUGAUGAAAGUUGAUAAAACUGCAGAACCUGAUGCUAUAGCUGCCCUUCUUAAGCUAAAACAAAAGGAGCAGGAGACUGAAAAGAAGGCAAGGAGACAAUUCAAAGGGCUAUUUGACAAGAAGCCCGGAGAAAUUUCUGAAGUUGGGAAUGAUGUAAAAGUUGGCAGCACUCCUGAUGACUCAAAGCCUGAAACUCAGAACACCAUGUUGGAAAAAGAAACUGGUGAUAAGGAUCACAUUGAUGGAGAUGCCGCUGAGAGUAUAUAUGAACCAGAUAGGAUAGGGCUUCUUGGCCGGUUAUGGCCUUCUGGGAGUCGGAUCUUUGCUGCUCUUGGAUUGAACAAAUGCUCAAUACUGUGAAGUGAUGUUCUGUUAGUGAAUAUUUCAAACUUGCAGAUAGCUACUUAAUCACCUUGUUUCCUCUCCAAAGUUGACCUUGUUUGGAGCUAGUAAUUUAAUUUUAUUGCAGCUUCUGUUGUUGUUCUGUUGUUUCUCUAAUCUCACAAUUUUAUUGUAUACCAGUUAAUGAUCCUUGACCUUUUGUAAGUCUAUGUAUCCUGUAUUCUAUUCA